Molecule: messenger RNA, 1380 nt
Organism: Tribolium castaneum (red flour beetle)
Lineage: Eukaryota; Metazoa; Arthropoda; Insecta; Coleoptera; Tenebrionidae
Gene: Rab30
Product: Rab30
Exons: 5
Coding region: 222-833 (203 amino acids)
Biological process (GO): vesicle-mediated transport
Cellular component (GO): Golgi cisterna; trans-Golgi network
Molecular function (GO): GTPase activity; GTP binding
Source: RefSeq, a predicted model, not a curated record
GUGGGAUUGGGAAUAGGGAAUCCCGAUAGGGAAUGUGGUGGGAUGUGUCAAAUCAGUCAAAAUAAAUCGACGGUAAUAUCCGUAAAACGAUGAAUUGUAGUAGAAAAAAAUCAAACAUAUCUUAAAUCGUACCUACGAUCCAGCUUAUCAGUACCAACAGAUGCUACCAGAAUGUCGAAUUAUUUUUACAAUAAUAAGAAACAAAAAGGUGUCAAUUAACUAUGGAUGACUACAAGUUCUUAUUCAAAGUUGUGCUUGUGGGGAACGCUGGUGUCGGUAAGACAUGCUUGGUGAGGAGAUUCACGCAAGGGCUGUUCCCUCCAGGCCAAGGGGCCACUAUUGGUGUAGAUUUCAUGAUCAAAACCGUCGAUGUUGACAACGAGAAAGUUAAACUGCAAAUUUGGGAUACAGCUGGACAAGAACGCUUCAGAUCUAUCACGCAGAGCUAUUACAGGUCAGCGCAUGCCUUAAUUUUGGUCUAUGAUAUUUCAUGUCAACCCACAUUUGAUUGCUUACCUGACUGGCUUCGCGAAAUUGAAGAAUAUGCAAGCAGUAAAGUCUUGAGAGUCCUAGUGGGGAACAAAAUUGACCGGGAAGACCGGGAAAUACCCACACAUGUAGGAGAAGAAUUUGCAGAAAGACACAACAUGUACUUUCUAGAAACCUCAGCAAAAGAAGCUGAGAAUGUGGAAAGACUCUUCAUGCAGAUUGCGGAAGAUUUGAUGAAGCAAGCGCGGAGCAGAGAUUUGCCAAGGUACGACGCCAGCACGACGAAUAUAAACGGGCGUACGUCCACAGUAAGCGAUUCCAAUUGUUGCAGUAGGUUCCAAUAGACCAACCUUCUUAAUUUAUUUUACUCAGGUUUUUCGUACUUUAUUUAUACGUAAAUUGAUACAGAUUGAAUAAAUUAUUACAAUUGGUUGUGAAUAUUUAUGAAUCGUUGAUUUUUGUAUUGUUGACAACGUUAAUAAACUGUGUUUGGAAUUGAUUGAUGCGUAAUUGUUAGAUUGUGCCAAUGUGCUUCCUAACAAUUUGUUUGUAGUAAAUUAUGUGCAAUUCGCAUUAGAGCAUUUUCAUCUCGAAGCACAGUAAACGUAAUUUUUGCAUAAUGCUACGUACGCACUAGGUGUAGUCGCCUCCAUUCCUUUCCCCAUUGAUGAAAGUGCUCUAGAAAUUUAUGUUAGCGGACAAGUGCAAUAUUUUAGUUUGGUACAAAAGCGUUUGUUUCCGAUUGCACUUACUUUUUUACAUUAUUUUUUGUAUAAAUGGUGUAGGUGAUUCGUAAGAGAUUAUUUAUUUACAUGUUUUUAGUAAUAAGCCAAAGAAUAAUCAUGUAAAAGCAACAAAAUCAUUAACACAAUAAAACUAUACACUUUUCAA